Tremella mesenterica DSM 1558 is the source of this 1005-nucleotide messenger RNA. RefSeq lists its product as uncharacterized. The transcript is spliced from 7 exons. Bases 134 to 958 code for a protein of 274 amino acids. The record is from RefSeq and is a predicted model, not a curated record. Gene Ontology annotation, cellular component: proteasome core complex. Lineage: Eukaryota; Fungi; Basidiomycota; Tremellomycetes; Tremellales; Tremellaceae.
CUUGACUUUGCUUCAUCACUGCUCUCACUGCUCAAAUCCCCCUAGGCUUGACUGUUUCUUACUUAGAGGUAGUGGACAGAGGUACUACUGAUAACUAAUCAAUCGAGGAAGCAAUACUACCCAACCUAUCACGAUGAAUCAGCAUCCAGCCAUGUGGGGACAGCCCAUGUCUGCCUACGACGCGUUCAACGCACACGCCAGCUUCCCUUUACCUAUGAGGUCUGCUCCAAAGGCACAGCCAGUGUCGCAUACUCAACAACCCGUCGUCACUGGUACUUCGGUCCUUGGCCUCAAAUUCAGAGGUGGUGUCAUGCUUGCUGCGGAUAACUUGGCGUCAUACGGGUCUUUAGCUCGAUUCCGUGAUAUCCAACGUCUUCACCCUUUAGGUCCCCACUGCGUCAUGGCCGUUGCUGGUGAUAUGGCCGAUUUCCAGUGGUUGAAAAGGGAUCUCGGUUCAAUUCUGCGCGAAGAAGAAGCCCUCUCUCUUACCGAUAACCACCCAUCUCUAUCCGCUGCCAACAUCUACAACUAUCUCUCGAUAAUCUUCUACAAUAGGCGAUCAAAAGGUGAUCCAGUGUGGAACACUGUGCUUGUUGGCGGAUGGGAUGAGGCGAAAAAGGAGAGCUUCCUCGGUUAUGUCGAUCUUCUCGGAACCACCUACUCCUCUCCCACUUUGGCAACGGGAUAUGGAGCUCACAUCGCCCAACCUCUACUCCGUGAAGCUUUCGAAGCUAAAGCAGGUCUGGACGGUAAAGGCGAGCUUCCAACGGCCGAAGAAGCGGAGAAGCUGUUGGACGACUGUAUGAAGGUAUUGUUUUACCGUGAUGCCAGAAGUUUGAACAAGUAUCAAGUCGCUACUAUCACGGCCGAAGGAGUCAAGAUCUCGGAUUCGAAAUCCGCCAAAACCGAAUGGGGUUUUGCUGAGGGUCUGAGAGGAUAUGGUGCCCAGGAUCGAUGAAUGGCAAGGGUGUGGUGGGGUGUACACAUAUGCAUGAUCAUUCUCUG